Molecule: messenger RNA, 744 nt
Organism: Xiphias gladius (swordfish)
Lineage: Eukaryota; Metazoa; Chordata; Actinopteri; Istiophoriformes; Xiphiidae
Product: putative nuclease HARBI1
Source: RefSeq, a predicted model, not a curated record
AUGUAUGUUGUGGGCGGUGCAGAAAACACAGUCAGCAUCGCGAGUCCCAAGGUGGCACAUGCUCUAACAGGGCUACUGGAUGCCUUUGUCAUGUUCCCUGACCACUUGCCCACGCUGUCCAUAAAAGAGGGCUUUUAUGACUUUGCAGGGUUCCCCAUUGGUGCCAUUGAUUGUACCCACAUUCCCAUCUCUGCACAUCUGGGUGAGAAUGAAGCCGAUUAUGUGAAGUCAGUUCAGAGCAACAUUCAGAUAAAUCUUGCGAUGAUGACUUGUGACCAUCACUGCAUGGUCACCAGCAUUGAGGCAAAGUGGCCUGGGUCAGUCCAUGACUCCCGGAUCUUCAGGGCGUCUGCACUGUGUCACAGAUGUGAGCAGGGGCUCUUCAGUGGACUGCUGCUUGGUGACAGGGGGUACGCCUGUCGGCCCUUUUUAAUGACCUCCUGUCCUGACCCUGAUGCAGGGCCAAAAAAUAGAUUCAACGUGGCUCUUACCAAAACAGUGGUUAGGAUAGAGAUGACAUUUGGAGUCCUGAAAGCCCGGUUCACUUGCCUGCGUGGGCUCAGAGUGGCCUCGGUGGGCAGGAUAAUUACGGCAUGUGUAGUGCUUCACAAUAUUGCCACCAUAAGGAGGGAGAGGGCCCCUCCUGUGAGCCAACAAACCCCCUGAUGUUGUAACUCCAUCACCCUAGACCACCCUGUUGGCAGGGCUGUGUGAGAGGGCAUCACGCAGCAAUUUUUUGCCUGA